Dicrocoelium dendriticum is the source of this 1635-nucleotide messenger RNA. The record is from the annotation of a GenBank genome assembly. Lineage: Eukaryota; Metazoa; Platyhelminthes; Trematoda; Plagiorchiida; Dicrocoeliidae.
AUGACGCUGACUACGGAGGAUGCGGCGAACGUCUUGCGGCUGCAAUAUGAUUCAAACUUCCAAUGCAUUCCUUGGUCAUCUGUUCCUUUGUCAGCAGCUGUUUUACAACCAAAACUUACGCAUAUAACUUUCACGGCAGGGAUGGUAUUAAAGAAGUUGUUGUGUAUGCGUAAGCACAACUCUCCUGGCAUCGACAACAUUCACCCUAAGUCCCUUGCGGUAAUGGGAGAAAGUUUAGCAGAGCCUCUGGCACGAUUCUUCCAACGCUGCUUCGAUCAGAUGUAUGUACCCGAGAUGUGGAAAUGUGGGAUCAUAACCCCAAUUCACAAGGGCGGUAGCCGUUCUGACCCAGCCAACUACCGUCCUGUAACCCUUCUCCCGGUCCUGUCAAAGGUUAUGGAAGCUAUUGUUGCUGACGUAUUAACAGCCUAUCUAGAAGAGUCUGCCUUCCUUGCACAUGAACAGCAUGGUUUUCGACGGAAUCGAUCGUGCACCACAAAUCUGCUGCUAGCAAGAUCGAGUUGGACCAAAUUAAUUGACAGCGGUGCAGGAGUGGACGUGGUCUACCUAGAUUUCUCAAAGGCCUUCGAUCGACUAGACCAUGGAAUCCUGAGCUGCAAACUUCAGAGCUUCGGCAUUGGUGAUCCGCUCCUAGGAUGGAUCACAAGCUUUCUUCUCCACCGGAGAUUAGAGGUAGAAGUGCGUGGGUCCCUGUCCCACCCAAUCCAAGUCGAACGUGAUGUACCACAAGGAUCGGUACUGGGGCCACGAUCAUUUUUGAUGUAUAUCGACGACAUAGCGGCCCUCAUUCUUUCCAACUGCCUACUCUAUGCCGACGACAUCAAGGUCUGGAGAGCGAUCAAUACACCAGACGACUCCGCAAUACUUCAAGAGGUUCUGGAUAAGGUGUAUGCGUGCUCAGUUCAGAACCAACUCCCACUCAACACAGAAAAGUGCAAAGUAUUACAAUUACGUCACCAAUCAGCAUUUUUCUAUAAACUGGGUGACCAUGUACUUAACACAACUGCUGAGGAAAAGGAUUUAGGAGUCUUGAUUCAGUCCGACCUUGGUUGUUCAGCCCAGGCAAAGAAAGCAUCGAACGCGAGCAUUCGAAGUUUGGGCCUUCCCUGGCGCACAUUUGGACGCUUCGAUCCAUCCGUUUUUCAACAACUUCUAGGCGCAUACAUACGACCACACGUGGAGUAUGCAAUACAAGUCUGGCAGCCGUGGCUGAGGAAAGACCUCUCUGAUUUACAGAAACCUCAACGACGCGCAACGAAGAACGUAAAAGGUUUAGGCCAGUUACGCUACGAAGACAGACUGAGAUUACUCGGGAUAUUCAGUGGUCAAUAUCGACGACUACGGGGAGAUUUGAUUUUGGCUUAUCAGAUUCUGACAGACCCCAAUCAUACCUGCCGCCAUCUGCUGGAGCUCAGUAACAACAAUAAUCUGAGAGGCCAUCAUCUGAAGCUGGCAGUGCAGUACAGCCGUUUGGAAUGUCGACGGAAUUUCUUUUCCGUGCGUGUUUGCCAAGCCUGGAAUGCUCUCCCAGAAUCUGUAGUCAGUGCACCCAACCUGAUCGAGUUCAAAAAUCGAGUUGAUAGUGCACUCACUUCAUUGCACUAUCUCCCAUAG